Messenger RNA from Apus apus (common swift), 1803 nucleotides. Its product is annotated as prosaposin-like. The transcript is spliced from 15 exons. Gene Ontology annotation, cellular component: lysosome. NCBI's taxonomy places the organism in Eukaryota, Metazoa, Chordata, Aves, Apodiformes, Apodidae. Gene Ontology annotation, biological process: sphingolipid metabolic process. The record is from RefSeq and is a predicted model, not a curated record. The coding region runs from base 1 to 1572 and encodes 523 amino acids.
AUGGAGAGCAAAUGGAGUGGCUGGGUGCUGAUCCUUUCCGUGUGUCUAGGCUCCUACCAAGCCGUGGCCAGCCCCCUCCAGCAAUGCGGCGAGCGACCAGAGGACUGGUGUCGCGACGUGGUGACAGCGGCCAAGUGCGGGGUGCUGGAGCUGUGCCGGGUCACUGCCUGGGACCAGGACCUGGGGCAAAAAGGGGUUCCGUGUCACCUGUGCCAGGUGGUGGUCUCUGUGGUGGGCAAGAUCCUGCAGGACAACCGCACUGAGGACAAGCUGAGGCUCUUCUUGGAUAAGAGAUGCCAGUACUUGCCAUUCCAGGACUGGUCUAUCAAGUGCAAGAAGAUGGUGGACACUGGUGUCCUCAUCCUUGCCCAGUUGGGCAAGCAAGUGAUGUCGGACCCAAAGGUGGUGUGUGGGACCAUCAAGCUGUGCCAGUCUCCAGACAGCCCUACAGGGGGGGCCCUGAAGUUCCAGAAGCCACCACCAGCCCCCGCGGGCUCUGCUCAGGACUUUGCCGACCUGGUUGUCCCCUUCAUCGCCAACGUGCCCCUGCUGCUCCAUCCCCAGGACCAGCCUCAUGGCCAGGCCCAGGAGCUGGAGAAGGUGUGUGAGGACUGCCUGCAGCUGGUGGCAGCCCUGCAGCUGGAGCUGGGGACCAGCACUGCCUUCACCAGGGGGCUGGUGGCCCACACCGAGCAGGCGUGCGAGGGCCUGGCCCCCCGCCUGGCACAGCGGUGCAAGCACUACCUGGCUCAGCAUUCAGACACGGCCACCCGGCUGCUCCAGCACCUGCAGGCUGAGGACCCAAGGGAGCUGUGUGGCCACCUGGGACUCUGCUCCUCCUCCUCGGCACUGCCCCUGCACACCCUGCUCAAUGAGAAGAUGGAGCAGGUCCUGAGCACUCUGGGGGACUGGGAAGGGAACAGGCCGCUGUGUGACAUGUGCCAGUUUGCUGUGAGGGCAGCAGAAAGCCUCCUGGAGAACAACAUGACAGAGGAGCAACUGGUGAACGACAUCGAGAAGGUGUGCUACAUGCUGCCCCACAGCGUGGUCGAGCAGUGCAAGGACUUUGUGGACUCCUAUGGCAAAGCUGUGGUCAUCAUGCUGCUGGAGGCCACCGACCCCACGGCUGUGUGCACCAUGCUGCACUGCUGCCCCCGCCACGGGGAACCCCGCACAGGGGCUGCUGCUCUGGAGCAGCUGGGGGUGGGCGCGGGGUCCUUCUGCAACGUCUGCCAGGUCAUCAUCACCUACUUUGACAACGAGCUGCUGAAGAACGAGACGCUGGGGGAGCUGGCUGGUGUGCUGGAGAAGGGCUGUGAGCUGCUGCCCGCCCCCCUCACCGACAAGUGCGAGGCGCUGGUGGUGCAGUACGAGCCGGCGGUUGUGCGGCUCCUCGUGCAGAUGUUGGACCCUGACUUUAUCUGCACUAAAAUCCGAGCCUGCGAGUUGCCUGAGGAGGACCUGCUGGGCUCAGACCCCUGUGUCUGGGGCCCACAGUACUGGUGCAAGAACAUGGCCACAGCUGUCGAGUGCCACGCCGUUGAGCACUGUCGGCGUCACCGAUGGAACUAGGAGCCCUGGGACUUGUCCUGCUGCUUUGGGUCAGGAUCCUGAGCCCUCUUCCCUGGGGAUGCACCUGUGCCCACGGAUGGCAAUGGCAUGAGCCCACUGGCCUCACCACCCCUGUGGGGGCUGUGGGGUGCUCCAGCCUCCUCUGCCCCACUCCCUUUUCCACCCCUGGGGCUUGGAUUUCCAAAUCAGGUUAAGGGACUUUGUUAGUAUUUUCAGGACUGUUGUGUGUGU